Messenger RNA from Cuculus canorus (common cuckoo), 2151 nucleotides. RefSeq names its product septin 12 (gene SEPTIN12). The record is from RefSeq and is a predicted model, not a curated record. Gene Ontology annotation, molecular function: GTPase activity; GTP binding; molecular adaptor activity. Gene Ontology annotation, biological process: cytoskeleton-dependent cytokinesis. The transcript is spliced from 11 exons. The coding region runs from base 652 to 2151 and encodes 499 amino acids. Gene Ontology annotation, cellular component: septin ring; septin complex; microtubule cytoskeleton. NCBI's taxonomy places the organism in Eukaryota, Metazoa, Chordata, Aves, Cuculiformes, Cuculidae.
CCUGGGUCCCCAGCAGGCAGGGUUUCGGCCGGCGGUUCACUUCUGCUUCUGCUCGUCGCCAACACCCAUAGAUGCUGUGGCUCCCAUGCGCACUGCAGCCAGGCAGGGUUUUGUCACCACUGUCACCUUGGGUUGUGUUUGGCGCUGGAAGAGGCACCGGCAUUUUUGGGUCAACCUUGGCCGGGUGGGGAGAGUUGAGAUGAGCUUCUUGCCAGUGUGGUGAGCAUCUCUCCCGCUCCAUCCCCAAGUCCUCCCUCUCCACCCCCGAGUCCUCCAUCCCCAAGUCCUCCCUCACAGAUUGUCCAUCCCCAUCCCCAAAUCCUCCAUCCCUUUGCUGGCAGGGCCGGCUCCCUCGUGCCCACCCACCCUGGAGCCUUUGCACCCGAUGCCGCACUCUCCUCGUCCCACUACACUUCCCAGUUUGACAUGGUGAUGGUGACCAGUUCUCCUCCCGGCUCAUCCUCUCCCAGCACCAUCCACUCUUGGAGCCUUAUUACAGGGAACUGGCCAAUUAGCCUGCAUCAGUAAUUAAAUCCAUGGAGGAGACCAUGAACUGGGGAUUACUCGUCCCUGCCUGGGAAAUAGGAGCAUUUGUAAUGAGUCCUCCAACAGGUCUGGCUGCAAAGCCAUUAGCCCGGGAGGUGCACGGGGAUGCUGUGGAGCUGCCACCAGCCAACACGGAGUGGUCUUUUCUGCGUGAGGGGCUCUGACCCUGCGAGGGAGACGGUUGUGGGUGCAGCACCCAGUGCCUCUCUGCGCCCCGGGGUUCCAUCCGCUGCCCCCUCUGGUUGUUGGUGUCUGCUUGGUGCUGUUAUGGACAUGGCACGAGGUGAUGGGCGAUGGCCAAGCCCCAUGUGUGGGUGCUGCACCUCAGGGAUCGCGCUGGGGAUUUGCAGGGGGGAUGGGACCCACAGCCGGGCUCCCCUACAUCCCCAUGGGGGUGAUGGAUGCCAUGCGAUGGGGAUGCAUCCACGUGCUGGGGGCUGGAGAACAGGGGUUGUGAGAGCAGCUGAGAGCCCUGGGGGUGUUCAGCCUGGAGAAGAGGAGGCUGAGGGGAGACCUCAUCGCUGUCUGCAGCUCCUGGAAAGGAGGUUGGAGCGAGGGAGCAGCCUGGAGCCCGAGGAACACAGCAUGGAGCCACCAGCCGUGCCGGAGGAGGAGGUGCCCCUCACCGCGGCGUCUGGCCCGGAGGGUUGCCAGCUCUUCGGUUACGUGGGAAUCGAAGCCGUGCUUGACCAGAUGAAAAUCAAAACCAUGAAGACGGGCUUCGAGUUCAACAUCAUGGUUGUGGGGCAGAGUGGGCUGGGGAAGUCAACGAUGGUGAAUACGCUGUUCAAGUCCAAGGUGAGCCGCAAAGCCUCACAGCCUGGCCAGGAGGAACGCAUCCCCAAGACGGUGCAGCUGCAAUCUGUCACCCACGUCAUCGAGGAGAAGGGUGUGAAGAUGAAGCUGACAGUGACAGACACACCAGGGUUUGGGGACCAGAUAAACAAUGAGAACUGCUGGGACCCCAUCAUCAAAUACAUCAACGAGCAAUAUGAGAGGUACCUACGUGAGGAGAUCCUCAUCACCCGCAAGAGGAAGAUCCCAGACACCCGGGUCCAUGGAUGCGUCUACUUCAUUCCCCCCACAGGUCACUGGUUGCGCCCACUGGACCUGGAGUUUAUGCAGCGGCUCAGUAAGAUCGUCAACGUGGUGCCGGUGAUUGCCAAAGCCGACACGCUGACCCUGGAGGAACGGGCAGAAUUCAAGCAACGGAUCCAGGAGGACCUGAAGACCCACGCCAUCAGCGUUUACCCGCAGGAGGACUUCGACCAGGACCCCGAUGACAGGGCGCUGAAUGACAGGAUUCGUCAGGAGGAGAUCCCCUUUGCUGUGGUGGGGGCAGACCAGGAGCACCAGGUGAACGGCAAGCGGGUCCUGGGCCGCAAGACCAAGUGGGGCAUCAUUGAAGUGGAGAACCCGGCACACUGCGAGUUCCCCCUCCUGCGGGACCUGCUGAUCCGGUCCCACCUCCAGGACCUGAAGGACAUCACCCACAACGUCCAUUACGAGAGCUACCGUGUGCGGCGGCUGAACGAGAGCAACCAGCUGGCGCUGAGCCCCCUCAAUGGGCUUCCUGGCAAGGACGAGGGUGGCAGCCACCUCUGA